CACCAACAUUCCAGUCAUGGCACUUCAGCUUGUCCUUCUCGCUAUCUUGGUAGCCGGCUCUCAGGCUGCACCCCAGCUGUACGCCGCUAAGGCCUACGCCCCCGCCUACGUGGCUCACGCCCCAGUAGUGGCCCAUGCCCCAGUCGUCGCCCACGCCGCCCCAGUUGCCGCCAAAGUUGAAGAGUACGACCCCCACCCCCAGUACUCCUUCGCCUACGAUGUGCAGGACGCUCUGACCGGAGACAACAAGAACCAGCACGAGACCCGUGACGGAGACGUUGUCCAGGGAUCCUACAGCCUGACUGAGCCCGACGGCACCCGCAGAACUGUCGACUACACCGCCGACCCCGUCAACGGAUUCAACGCCGUCGUCCACAAGGAGCCCGCUGCCCACCCUGUUGCAGUUAAGGCUGUCGCGCCUGCCUACCAUGCCCCGGUAGUGGCCCAUGCCCCAGUUGUGGCCCAUGCCCCAGUUGUAGCUCAUGCCCCCGUCACCUACCACGCUCCCGUGGCCAGGUACGCUACCCCUGUCGCUUACCACACUUCCCCCGUCGCUUACCACUCUUCCCCCGUCACCUACCACGCCACCCCUGUGGCCUACCAUGCCACCCCCGUAGCCUACCACUCCGGCCCUUAUGCCUACCAUGCGUCCCCCGUGGCAUACCACGCACCCACUCUCUACCAUCAUUAACCCCCUUUGCUUUACUUCCCUAAGCCAAAGUCCUUUCGCCCAUUUCUUUUUGUUCGAGUAGCUAUGCACAUACCUCAUGCUAUACUUCACGUAUAUUACGUGCCAUGUGAAAAACUUAAAAAAAUAAAUAAAAUGUGAAUGUUCAA
This is a messenger RNA of Macrosteles quadrilineatus (aster leafhopper), 837 nucleotides long. RefSeq names its product larval cuticle protein A3A-like. The record is from RefSeq and is a predicted model, not a curated record. The coding region runs from base 17 to 691 and encodes 224 amino acids. The transcript is spliced from 2 exons. Lineage: Eukaryota; Metazoa; Arthropoda; Insecta; Hemiptera; Cicadellidae. Gene Ontology annotation, cellular component: extracellular matrix.